CGCUUACGCGUGGGGAGUAGAGGCAACUGCCUGCCUUACCAUUCCUAUAAAAUCUUUUUGUUUCUGUAUCUUUCGCCCAAAUCCACAGGUUUUCUUUCAAGGGCCUGAUCCAUUGCAGUCUUUCUGGAUUUUGGAGAGGAGGAAAGGAAUCUAAAGCAAUGGAAGCCAGAUUAGACCUCGACGGGAAUCCGAUCAGGCCUAUUACAAUCUGCAUGAUCGGGGCUGGGGGUUUCAUCGGCUCACACCUCUGCGAGAAACUAAUGACCGAGACGCCGCACACGGUUCUUGCUGUCGACGUUUAUAAUGACAAGAUCAAGCACUUAAUGGAGCAACCGGCGGGUGGACAGCCCCAUCCCUGGGUUGGCCGGAUCCAAUUCCACCGCCUCAACAUCAAGAAUGACUCCAGGCUCGAAGGCCUCAUCAAAAUGUCUGAUCUGACGAUCAACCUGGCGGCCAUUUGCACUCCGGCCGACUACAACACGCGUCCGCUUGAUACCAUUUACAGCAAUUUCAUCGACGCUCUUCCAGUGGUCCGAUAUUGCUCGGAGAAUGACAAACGUUUGAUUCACUUUUCCACAUGUGAAGUGUAUGGAAAAACGAUUGGUAGCUUCCUCCCAAAGGAUCACCCGCUUCGUAAGGAACCAGAAUUUUAUGUCCUAAAGGAGGAUUUGUCACCUUGCAUUUUGGGCCCCAUUGAGAAACAGAGGUGGUCCUAUGCAUGUGCCAAACAACUCACCGAAAGAUUAAUAUAUGCCGAGGGUGCAGAGAAUGGUCUCGAGUUUACCAUUGUAAGACCUUUCAACUGGAUCGGACCAAGAAUGGACUUUAUUCCUGGAGUUGAUGGUCCCAGUGAGGGUGUGCCAAGAGUUCUGGCAUGUUUUAGCAAUAAUCUUCUGCGUCGUGAACCUUUGAAGCUUGUUGAUGGCGGGCAAUCUCUGCGAACCUUUGUGUACAUCAAAGAUGCCAUUGAAGCUGUUCUUUUAAUGAUUGAAAAUCCUGAUCGAGCAAAUGGCCAUAUAUUUAACGUGGGAAAUCCUAACAAUGAAGUCACAGUCAAGCAACUUGCAGAGAUUAUGACUGAGGUGUACUCUAAGGUAUCUGGCGAGCCUCCACUUGAGGUUCCAACCAUUGAUAUUAGUUCAGAAGAGUUUUACGGUGAAGGAUAUGAUGACAGCGACAGAAGGAUUCCAGACAUGACUAUAAUCAAUAGACAACUGGGUUGGAAUCCGAAGACGUCUCUGCAUGACCUGCUGUAUUCUACAUUAACUUACCAGCGUAAGACAUAUGCAGAAGCCAUCAAGAGGAUGAUGGCAAAACCUACUGCAACCAGUUAGAAGAUGUUUUUCGAAGCAAUUUUCAUUCGUUUACAUUUUGCUUUUACCUUUGUGUUCGAAUGCCUAAGUGUUGGACAUAUUCAUUUCUGUGGCUGGAAUGGUUUACUUUAUUGAUGAUAAAUUUUUGUCAUUAGUAUUAUUGGCAUUGCUUACUUUCCAAAAACAAAAACAUUUACUUACAGGUUUGUCCUUGUCCUGGCAUUGGUGCAAAUUUGUUAUUUGCAAAGCUAACAGAAUUUUGUUUUUGGCUAGUA
Dendrobium catenatum is the source of this 1588-nucleotide messenger RNA. Its product is annotated as UDP-D-apiose/UDP-D-xylose synthase 2. The record is from RefSeq and is a predicted model, not a curated record. The transcript is spliced from 8 exons. NCBI's taxonomy places the organism in Eukaryota, Viridiplantae, Streptophyta, Magnoliopsida, Asparagales, Orchidaceae. Gene Ontology annotation, molecular function: carboxy-lyase activity. The coding region runs from base 159 to 1334 and encodes 391 amino acids.